This is a messenger RNA of Nicotiana attenuata, 972 nucleotides long. Its product is annotated as squamosa promoter-binding-like protein 3. Bases 1 to 972 code for a protein of 323 amino acids. Gene Ontology annotation, cellular component: nucleus. The record is from RefSeq and is a predicted model, not a curated record. Gene Ontology annotation, molecular function: DNA binding. Lineage: Eukaryota; Viridiplantae; Streptophyta; Magnoliopsida; Solanales; Solanaceae. The transcript has 3 exons.
AUGCCCAUUGCCACAGCUGCCCGCCUAUGUCAAGUCGCCCUCAACUUGAUCAAAUCUGCCCACAUUAAUGUCAUUGCUUGUCCCGCAUUGCCUAUCCUUGUCUUGCACUGUCUUGGCCCCUACUUUGACAUGGCUUUGCCUUGUCAUUGUUAUGCCAACCCGCACGUCCAUGUGAAAUGCGCCUUGCCUCCGUUCAAGAUUUGUCACUGUGUCAUGGACUGGAACUUGAAGAGUCACCAAUUGGAAUGGGGCUGGGAUAAUAAUAUAAGCAUUUGCAGUUGCUCGGGAUUGGAGUUUUGUAGGCAUGCAGAAACUUUCAUCAAUGAAAAGGAAGUAAAUAAAGCUGAAAAUAUCAAGCAUAUAUAUUCUCUAGAUGGUGUCUCUAGCUAUAGUUUGGACCAUGGCUCUUCUGUCAAAUCUUCAGCUGAAGAAAGUAAUUAUGGGAUAGUUGGUUCUGUGCCAGGUUUUGUAAGCGUGGAGAGAAAAGAGAAAUAUUCUACUUCUGGAACUUGUACAAGACCUGGUGGAUCGUCAAUUGGCUUAAAUCUGUACCCUGCUAACAAUGAGACUGUUACUUCUAAUUGUCCUGUACUUCCUUUGUCAUCUACGACAGCAAAGCGAUGUAGGGGUUCUUAUCAUCUAAUGCAGAAUCCCUACUGCCAAGUUGAAGGAUGUAAUCUUGACCUUACAUCAGCUAAAGAGUACCAUCGGCGUCAUAGAAUCUGUGAAGCCCAUUCUAAAAGCCGAAUGGUCAUUGUGGCUGGGAUGGAGCGCCGUUUUUGCCAACAGUGUAGCAGGUUCCAUGAGUUGUCCGAGUUUGAUGAUAACAAACGAAGCUGUCGAAGGAAGCUCUCUGACCACAAUGCUAGGCGUCGUCGGUCACAACCAGAGGCAAAUCACUCUAGUUCAACAGGCACGACCUUCUUCGUUUCAUGGUGCCUUUCAACUGCUCUCUGUUGUCACUUUGUCUAA